AUGCAAACAGGAAACAACACGUUGGUGAACAGCUUCCUACUCACAGGGCUAACAGACCUUCCUCAGCUGCAAAUUGCCCUCUUUGUGAUCUUCUGUGGUGUCUAUGCCACCAGCCUGGUGGGGAAUUUGGGCAUGAUUCUCUUAAUCAGGUCCAGCCCACAACUGCAAACCCCAAUGUACUUCUUACUUGGCAACCUGUCUUUCUUGGACAUCUGUUACUCUUCAUCCGUCACCCCAAAGUUCCUAACCAAUCUCUUAAAGGAGAAGAAAGUAAUUUCUUUUGCUGAUUGUUUUACUCAGCUUUUCUUUUAUGGUGUAUUUGCCACCACUGAGUGUUACCUGCUGGCAGUGAUGGCCUAUGACCGCUACGUGGCUAUCUGCAACCCGCUGCUCUACUUAAUCACCAUGUCCCAAAGAAAGUGCAUUGAGCUAGUUGCUCUUUCCUAUGCGGCUGGGACAAUAAAUGCUUUGGUGCACACCAUUGCUGCAUCAAGACUAUCCUUCUGUGGACCAAACAUCAUUCAGAAUUUUUACUGUGAAAUUCCUCCCAUACUGCAGCUGUCCUGCUCAGACAUUAGUCUCAAUGAAAUUUUGAUAAAAAGAAACAACACGUUGGUGAACAGCUUCCUACUCACAGGGCUAACAGACCUUCCUCAGCUGCAAAUUGCCCUCUUUGUGAUCUUCUGUGGUGUCUAUGCCACCAGCCUGGUGGGGAAUCUGGGCAUGAUUCUCUUAAUCAGGUCCAGCCCACAACUGCAAACCCCAAUGUACUUCUUACUUGGCAACCUGUCUUUCUUGGACAUCUGUUACUCUUCAUCUGUCACCCCAGAGUUGCUAAGCAAUCUCUUAAAAGAGAAGAAAAUCAUUUCUUUUGCUGGUUGUUUUAUUCAGCUUUUCUUUUAUGCUGUAUUUGCCACCACUGAGUGUUACCUGCUGGCAGUGAUGGCCUAUGACCGCUACGUGGCUAUCUGCAACCCGCUGCUCUACUUAAUCACCAUGUCCCAAAGAAAGUGUAUGCAGCUAGUAGGUCUUUCCUAUGCAGCUGGGACAAUAAAUGCUUUGGUGCACACUGUUGCUGCAUCAAGACUAUCCUUCUGUGGACCAAACAUCAUUCAGAAUUUUUACUGUGAAAUUCCUCCCAUACUGCAGCUGUCCUGCUCUGACAUUAGUCUCAAUGAAAUUUUGAUGUUUGUCUUUGUUGGGUUCAAUGCAAUAUCAACCAGUCUGACUAUUCUCUCCUCUUACACUUAUGUCCUGGCCACUAUUUUAAAGACCCGCUGUGCUAGGAGCCGUAAGAAAGCCUUUUCCACCUGCACAUCUCACCUCAUGGUUGUCACCAUUUUUUAUGGAUUUGCUAGCCUCAUGUAUGCUAGACCCAGUUCUAGGCAGACCCAUCACCUUGACAAAAUAGCCUCUGUGUUCUAUGUAGUAGUGACUCCCAUGCUGAACCCUUUGAUUUAUAGUCUGAGGAACCAGGAAGUCAGGAGUGCCUUCCAAAAAGUCCUGGGAAGAAAUCUUACGUUUUACAAAAGUUUUUUUAUAAAAUAG
Zootoca vivipara (common lizard) is the source of this 1548-nucleotide messenger RNA. Its product is annotated as olfactory receptor 5J3-like. Gene Ontology annotation, molecular function: G protein-coupled receptor activity; olfactory receptor activity. The record is from RefSeq and is a predicted model, not a curated record. Lineage: Eukaryota; Metazoa; Chordata; Lepidosauria; Squamata; Lacertidae. Gene Ontology annotation, cellular component: membrane. Gene Ontology annotation, biological process: G protein-coupled receptor signaling pathway.